GUCGUCCUCCUCCCAACCCCACAUGUCCCCCCUCCUAUAUAAACCCUGCCUCCCUCUCGACAUCUCCUCCAUUCUCAAACACACCCCACAGCUACAGCUGAUCACUAGCUAGCUACUGAGAUCGAUCGAUGGAUUUGGAGAUGGAGAUGAUGAGGAUGGCGAUGAGCCCGGCGAUGUCGUCGGCGACGGCGGCGGCGGCGAGCGAGGACGAGGGCGACCUGAGGAGGGGGCCAUGGACGGUGGAGGAGGACAUGCUGCUCGUCGACUACAUCGCCAACCACGGCGAGGGUCGCUGGAACUCGCUUGCUCGCUGUGCAGGGCUGAGGCGCACCGGCAAGAGCUGCCGUCUCCGGUGGCUGAACUACCUCCGCCCCGACGUCCGCCGCGGCAACAUCACCGCCGACGAGCAGCUCCUCAUCCUCGACCUCCACUCUCGCUGGGGCAACCGGUGGUCUAAGAUCGCGCAGUAUUUGCCGGGGAGGACUGAUAACGAAAUAAAGAAUUAUUGGAGGACCAGAGUGCAAAAGCACGCGAAGCAGCUGAGGUGCGACGUCAACAGCAAGGAGUUCCGCGACGUCGUCCGCCACGUCUGGAUGCCGCGCCUCAUCGAGCGGAUCCAGGCCGACGCCGCCGCCGCCGGCGAAGUUGCGGCACCGGCGCCGGUGUCGGCGGCGGCGACGAGGUCGAUGAGCUCGCCGGCUGGCGCGAUGUACCUCCACCACCAGCAGAUUCCGCUCGCCGCCGGCGCCAUGGUGGUGGCGCCGGCGGUGAGUAGCGAAGCGUACCACCACCACGGCUGCGGCGGCGGCGGCGACACGAGCUGCAGCGAGCCGAGCCAGGCGGCGGUGACCAUGAGCCCCGACGACGCAUCCAGCACGCUCCGGUCGUCGUCGGCGGCGGCGGAGAACGACACGAUCCACGGCGACGUGCUUAGCGGCAGCUGGUCGGAGCUUCUUGCCACCACCACCACCACCAUCGCCGCCACCGCCGGCUUGCCGGACUUCGAUGAGCUCGGAGAUUUCGAGGACAACUUAUGGAGCCUUGAGGACAUUUGGCUGCACCAGCAGUGUUGAUGAUGCAUGCAUCAUAUACAGAAUUUCUACAGAUCAGCAAAUUAAUUAGUGAGAGGAUUAGUUAAAGAUAAACCAGAUGAAAGUAUAAAAAAAACAUGUAAAUUAUUCUCAGCUCGAUCGAGGAUGAUAGAACAUAUAUAAAUGCAUAUACUAGUAUAGAACAGAAGUUGCCAGAUGAAGAAGGGAACUUUUAGUUAACUAAUUAAAGUUGAUAUAUAUGUAGACUUAAUUAGCAGGUGUUCCAAACUCCAAACAUGCAUGUGUAUAUGUCCUUCAUUUUUUUUCCUCUUAAUUAAUUAUAUAAGAUUUUUGA
Oryza sativa Japonica Group (Japanese rice) is the source of this 1386-nucleotide messenger RNA. RefSeq names its product transcription factor JAMYB-like. Gene Ontology annotation, cellular component: nucleus. Gene Ontology annotation, molecular function: DNA-binding transcription factor activity; sequence-specific DNA binding. Gene Ontology annotation, biological process: regulation of DNA-templated transcription. Lineage: Eukaryota; Viridiplantae; Streptophyta; Magnoliopsida; Poales; Poaceae. The record is from RefSeq and is a predicted model, not a curated record.